AUGGUUCAGUUUGCAGAUGAAAGCUUCGAUGUCAUCGUGGAAAUGGGUGUAUACGAUGCACUAAUGUUGCCUGACGUUGGGUAUACAGGAUCGGGGUCGUCGUAUACUGAUGCGGUUGCAGUAUUCUUUACGGCAUUUUUUACCGAACAAGCAAUUCGAGCAAGUAUGUUAGCCUUAAAAACAGUCAAACAACUGGAUCUUGAAAGCCUUAAAAAGUGCGAACCAGGUCGUACGAUAGAGCUUAUUUUAGGUGAACCUGGUGACCCCAUUUUUUAUAAGGCUGUACUUGUUGAUGCUGAGCAAGAUCCAUCAAGGCCUUUCUUACAUCACUUUGCUGCAUACAUAGUUCCAAUAACUCGAGUUGAUGAAUGGCUCUUCUCAAACAAACAAGGACAAAUACGUGCUGCCGCAAAUUCGGAGGCUAGUAGACUACUGAUAAUUUUACUGGAUUCCAGUCAUGAUAUAGAUGUUUUUGACACGAAGACUCUCGAGGCGGAAGUCACUCGUCUUGCCCAGCCAUUGGCUCCAAGAGAUUUUCCUGUUGGAGAUCCAAUUAUGUUUGUAAAUACUGCUACUAUUCAAUUGAAGCAGCGAGAUAUUGUUUACAAGGUUACAUCUGAUUUGACGGGACCAAUAAUUGUAGAUGAAGUGAUCUCCCCUAAGAACCGUUAUGAGGAUAAUGAUGAUCUGGUUUUCCGCCGCCUUAUUUUCCUAAAACCCCAGGCAGUGGUACAAUCUGAAGCUCUGUUAGACGUAAACAAAGUGCAGGGAGCUUCAAAAACCAGGAAGAAGAAGAAAGGAAAGCAGAAGAUAUCUGAGGGUCAGCUUUGUGCUCUUUCUUGGUUAUCUCUUUUAGAUAUGGAGACAGUGGUUAUAGGUCUUGGAGCAGGAUUGCUGCCUAUGUUUAUGAAGAAUCGGUUACCUCUAAAAAUUGUGGUUGUUGAGCGAGAUCCUGUGGUUUUGAAUAUUGCUGAACAACAUUUCGGUUUUGCACAAGAUCAACGCUUAGAGGUACGUAUAGAUGAUGGAAUUCAGUUUGUCGGGAAGAAAGCAAAUCCUGUGGCAGAAGCAAAUCCUGUGGCAGACAUCGUAACGAAUAUUUCUCAGCUACAUAUAAGUGAUGGAAUUCAGGAGGAAGCAGAUUCUGUGGCAGGAGAAUCAUCUCGAAAACUAGACAUACUUAUAGUUGAUGUGAAGUCACGAGACACAAGACGUGAACAACUCCCUUUCUGA
Molecule: messenger RNA, 1233 nt
Organism: Erythranthe guttata (spotted monkey flower)
Lineage: Eukaryota; Viridiplantae; Streptophyta; Magnoliopsida; Lamiales; Phrymaceae
Source: RefSeq, a predicted model, not a curated record